Molecule: messenger RNA, 951 nt
Organism: Oncorhynchus tshawytscha (Chinook salmon)
Lineage: Eukaryota; Metazoa; Chordata; Actinopteri; Salmoniformes; Salmonidae
Product: mediator of RNA polymerase II transcription subunit 28-like
Cellular component (GO): mediator complex
Source: RefSeq, a predicted model, not a curated record
CGGGAUGUUCCCGGCCAGCAGUCCGCUGGUCCUCACCCUGUCGGCGGCCCGGGUCAGCCGGGACUACUAUCUGGAGCUCCGGGGAACAGGGUCCAGGGCCCUGGUAACACUCUGGUGGACGACCUGGAGGCUUCUUUCCAGGCUUGCUUUGCGUCCCUAGUGAGUCAAGACUACGUGAACGGAACCGACCAGGAGGAAAUUCGGACAGGUGUGGAUCAGUGUAUUCAGAAGUUUCUGGAUGUUGCCAGACAGACAGAAUGUUUCUUCCUGCAGAAGCGUCUUCAGUUAUCAGUCCAGAAACCCGACCAGGUGGUCAAAGAGGAUGUGUCUGAGCUGCGGAAUGAACUCCAGAGGAAAGAGCUGCUUGUUCAGAAACACCUGUCUAAGCUGCACCACUGGCAGCAGGUUCUGGAGGAUGUCAGUGUCCAGCAUCGUAAACCGUCAGAUCUCCCUCCACCUGGACCCCUGGCCUUCCUGGAACAGGCCUCAGCUAGUCUACCAGCUGCACCACUCAAACAGACCUAACACACACACCUCUCUCUCUCCCUCCUGUGUAAAUAUUUCUGUUGUUUUUUUUGCUGACAGAAUGAAUGAGUUUGGAUCAGAACCACCAGCUGUUGUUUUGUCCUGACAGUAUAAAUGAGUUUGGAUCAGAACCACCAGCUGUUGUUUUGUCCUGACCGAAUAAAUGAGUUUGGAUCAGAACCACCAGCUGUUUUGUCCUGACAGAAUAAAUGAGUUUGGAUCAGAACCACCAGCUGUUGUUUUGUCCUGACAGAAUAAAUGAUUUUGGAUCAGAACCACCAGCUGCUGUUUUGUUCUGACAGAAUAAAUGAGUUUGGAUCAGAACCACCAGCUGUUGUUUUGUCCUGACAGAAUGAGUGAGUUUGGAUCAGAACCACCAGCUGUUGUUUUGUCCUGACAGUAUAAAUGAGUUUGGAUCAGAACCAC